Molecule: messenger RNA, 975 nt
Organism: Xenopus tropicalis (tropical clawed frog)
Lineage: Eukaryota; Metazoa; Chordata; Amphibia; Anura; Pipidae
Gene: josd2
Product: Josephin domain containing 2
Exons: 4
Coding region: 43-597 (184 amino acids)
Biological process (GO): protein deubiquitination
Cellular component (GO): cytosol; cytoplasm
Molecular function (GO): hydrolase activity; deubiquitinase activity; cysteine-type deubiquitinase activity
Source: RefSeq, marked provisional
CGGCAGCAGCAGUAUCUGCCUGUCAGACCUUCCGGUAUUGUUAUGACCGAGUCGGUGUUCCAUGAGCGGCAGCGGCUGGAGCUGUGCGCUGUCCAUGCCCUCAAUAACCUUCUGCAGAAACCGGAGUUCAGUCACCAGAGGGCUGAGGAGAUCUGCCGGGGACUCGCUCCAAACUCUAUGAUUAACCCUCACCGCAGUCUUCUGGGUACCGGCAAUUACGAUGUCAACGUCAUUAUGGCAGCUCUUCAAACUAUGGACUAUGCAGCGGUUUGGUGGGACAAACGGAGAUCCCUGGAGAGUCUGGUUCUAAGUGAGAUCUUUGGCUUCAUCCUUAAUAUUCCAUCUCCUGUUUCUCUGGGAUUCCUCUCCCUGCCCAUCACACGCAAACACUGGAUCGCUGUGCGACAGAUCGAAGGUGUUUACUACAACUUGGACUCCAAGCUGAAAGCACCAGUCAAACUUGGUGGCCCAAAGGAGUUAAAGGAGUUUCUGCAUGGCUGCAUCUCAAGAGGCUCCUGUGAGAUCCUGCUGGUGGUCCGGAGGGACGUGGAGGAUGCCCGGCUGUGGAUAAGCACAGAGGAGCAGGCAGGGACAUGAGCACUGAGCUCGCAGAGCUUCCCACGUUUAUAAUGCUGCCUGCCUCCUCUCUCAGCUGGGCUGAGCUGCUCUCCCAAAGACUUUAAUUUAUCACCCUGUAACCUGAAGACUGUUCCCAUAGUAUUUAUUUAUGUCAGUUUGCUCUCCUGCCGACGCAGGGCUGACUUUCUAACCACAAGUAUUAUUGUGGGGGAUUAUAAAAAGUUCUAUAAAUGUCACCUGACUUUAUGCAACAUGCAUCUGAUUUUUUACUCUAAUAUGCACAUCUGCUGAUGCCUUAAUUGUCAUUUUCUUUAUACUCGGUGCUCAAAGGAAUAUAUAUUUCCAUGCACACUGAAAAUGUUUUAUUUCUAAUUCGAUUAAAUGUUUUUUAAAUUA